Molecule: messenger RNA, 618 nt
Organism: Aureobasidium uvarum
Lineage: Eukaryota; Fungi; Ascomycota; Dothideomycetes; Dothideales; Saccotheciaceae
Source: the annotation of a GenBank genome assembly
AUGCAAACGCCGUUGAGUCUUCUCAGAGCAUCUGCUCCUCUCGGUCGCGCCGUCCACACAUCCAUCUUCCACAGCGCACAACGAUCGCAAGCCUCGGCCCUCGUCCUCUUACGCCAUGCGUCAUCCGCUGCUUCGACCUCGACCACUUCCUCACAGUCGCAAACACCACAACUCACAUGGGACGAGUUCCUCAAACUCCGCCGUACUCGCCGCUUCAUCAACCUCGGCUCCUCUGCCCUCAGCGGUGCCGCCAGUGUCGCUGUUGCAGUGCCCGCUUUCGCCGAGUUCGAGAUCGAGAACAUUGGCGCGCAAAUGACUGGUCUCGACCCCAUGUUCAUCAUCGGUGGUAGCUUGAUGGGUGUUGGUGCUGUUGGCUGGCUGCUCGGUCCCUUCCUGGGGACUGCCUUUUUCAACAUUUGGAAGGGAAGCCUGAGGAAGGAGUUCGCCAGGGAUUUCUAUUCGCACAUCAAGAGAUUCCGCGCCGAUCCUGCCAGCUCAUCCGUCAACAACCCCGUUCCGGACUACUAUGGCGAGAAGAUCAACAGCGUCGCCGACUACAGACGAUGGCUAAAGGACCAGAGAGCCUUCACUAGAAAGAAGAACAAGAACCUGCUCUAA